AUCUGAGUACAAUGUUUUCUUUUUUCUGUGUUCUUUUCUUGGGUCUAGUACUAGCUUUGCCCGAAGCUGCAGUUGUCAAUCUAUCUCUUAUUACUGUAGGAAUUGUUGGAGGACUCGUGGUCGUGCAGUUAUGCAGCAACAACAGACUGAGUGAAUAUUUCUCUCUGACGUGGCUUCUAGAUCCCUUACGGAUCAAGUGGGGAGAGAUAAAAUACAGGAGGACGAGCAGAGAGCUAAUACGCCGGCACAAAUUUAAAUCAGAAGCAGAACUGCCGCGCAAACUGCAGGAGGCGAUCAGCAAGAUCAUUGAUUUGCUUAUCCGGGACUUCGUGACGUCGUGGUACGACGAAGUGGCCGGAGGCGAUGAAGAGAUGGCAUCAGAAAGCCAGUUCUUAUUAAAAGAGGCUUCUAAUAAAGCGUUUAACGUGAUGAAAAAGUGUGACACCCACAAGUUAGUACGUGACGUCAUCCUGAAAUUUCUAGAUCACGUGACUUACAUGAGAAAUGCCCGGAAGCUCAUUGAAUCCAACAGUGGUGGUGCUAAAUUUUUACACGACGACAACCAUACAGACGAUGGUUUACAUCAAAGUCGUAUGAUGAAAGCAUAUUCGCACUGUUGUCGGAUUCAUCCAGCGAUGACGAGUCCCGAGAGCGAGAUGCUGUACAUUCGAAACACGGUGGCUCUUCUGCUCGAGGUGCUUCUCCCUCCGAGCGAACUCAACUGCACGCCCGGCGUGUUCAUACUCAAGGAAGUGAUCUCGUGUAACGCCAUCCUAUCACUCACUCGUCAUGUGAGCGAACCCGAUUGGAUAAAUCAAAUAAUUAUUGACAUUCUAGAAGUCAUGCCACUUGAACAAUACAGAAAACUAGAGGGUUGCCAUGAUGAUGACACCAACAAGGAAACUCGUAAAGACCCAGAAAAUGCACAGAAAACCGAUACUCGAGAUCGAAAAAUUAAAGUCGUUGCACCCGUCUCUAUGACCGUACGAGACGUGAAGCCAAAAGCUCCAGUUGUGGACAAACUCGUAUUUCCGUUGUCUGUUAGUAGGAUGAGCUCGGGUCCCACACACAUGCCUCAUCGCUUGCCUGUAAUUCAAGAAUCAAACGCGUUUGACAGCAAGGAGUCUUUGCCUCGUCUCUCGUCAUCUGUUGACAUGCCAUUGCGGCCUACGCUCGAUUCUGUUGACGCACCGUCGCAGUCAAAGUUUGUUGCCAUGAUGGAUGAUCGUUUGCCAUUGAUUAAGGCCGACCAUUUUGCUGUGAGGCGAAGGUCUGAGUCGCUUCCUGCCGUUUGCGAUGGGACAAGAUCUGGAGGCUGGAGUGAGGCGGCGUCGCCGUGUUUACAGAGUGAUGAGCCUGUGGAUUAUGCGAGUAUGUUGACCGUUUGUGGGAUUGAAGAUGCGGGUGUGGGGAACGAAGGGUAUAAGGUGUUUGUUGUGAAGUAUUCUGAUUGUAUUUGGUCGGAAGGCGGUCGAGAUCAAUCUAGGAAGUUGUCACGUGUUGUCAAACGUCGCUACAAUGAAUUUGCAGAGUUGGAUCGACGUCUGAGAAGGAUACCUUCACAAGUGAAUCUUAUGAAAGGCGUUGAGUUACCAAGGAAGAGGUUGCCAUUUCCUUUGUCACUCACUGUACCCUUAGAAAAGUUUCUGGAAACAAGACAAAGACACCUGGAGGCUUAUCUUCAUAUAUUGCUGUCAAAGCGUGAGAUUCGGACAGGUCAAGAACUGAUGAAUUUUUUGGCUGUAAAGACUGACCCAGAUGUUGCAUUUGUGAAUCAAGAGAAAUCUAUUGGGGUCCUUGCUCCCGUCUUGGCUCCACUACAGGCCGUCUCAACAGCAAUCAAAGAAGGCGCAACAGCAAUCAAAGAAGGCUUUCCAAUUCGACUCACAUCAUCAAACUUGAACGUCAAAGAGGAAUCCUCUUCUCUACAAACAUCAUCCCCAUUCGAAGAAGUCGACUGGAAGGACAAGUUGUUGGACAGUCAGAGUGCAGUUUCAGUCUUUCAGGCAUAUUUAGAGACGAGGGCGGCCAAUGGUCAAUCAGCAAUGUCUCUCAGCGUUUCAGGUAUUCAAGCGCUUAGCCAACUAGCAAGACAAUUGCAACAGGACGAAGCUGUCGAUGGCGACGAGAGGAGCGGUGUGCACGAACCGAGAGAUUGGGAUUUAAUUGAUAUCUUGGUGGAGCUUGGCAUCGAGGCACUGAGCGAGAGAGACAGUUGGCUGUUGGGUGAGCGAGUUCAUGCAACGUUGUUUGCAUUGUUUGGACGAGUACUAGACAGGUUCAUUGCAGAUGAACUACGUGAUGUCCUUACUGAAGCAAGGUGGACUCGUUAUAUUGACAUGUUGAGGGACUCACUGUGGCCCAAUGGUCAGUUACGAGAUGGAAAUGAACCGCUACGUACUGAAGAGCAGAAGGUGGCAACGAAGCAGGAGACACUCCGGUUUCUGAAGAAAUUCCCUCCAGGAGUCGUGAGAUUAGCUGCCGGACGAAGUCUAUAUGAUGACGUCAUGGAGGAGUUGCUCGAAAUGGUGCAAGACCCUUGGAUCAAUAGACAUUUGAUUUAUACUCUUCUAGACUUAGUUAUCCAAUCAGUAGUCAAACAUAGCGCCAAUGAAAUUUUGUUACCGGAAGUUUCAUAGAGUUUCUACAACAAACUAGAAAUUUAAUUACUAGA
Molecule: messenger RNA, 2674 nt
Organism: Corticium candelabrum
Lineage: Eukaryota; Metazoa; Porifera; Homoscleromorpha; Homosclerophorida; Plakinidae
Product: sorting nexin-19-like
Exons: 9
Coding region: 12-2639 (875 amino acids)
Cellular component (GO): intracellular membrane-bounded organelle
Molecular function (GO): phosphatidylinositol binding
Source: RefSeq, a predicted model, not a curated record